GGUCUGUAAUGGUCCAUCCAAUUGAUUUGGGCUCCAUUGUGGCAAUAUAUAUCCCAACAAAAGCAACAAAGAGGCAUAAGAAUAGAUGCAGGUUCAAAGGAAAGGAAUCAUGAAAAAUUGUAAAAAGGCUCUGAGGACCGAUAACAUGCACACUUCAUGCAGAGGAACAACUUUUUUAAUGCCCGUUUCAGCCGUUGUCAUGUGAUCAAGUAGAACCAUAUCUGUGGAGCCACACAGCAGCGGAACCAUUUUAUUGCCGGAUUUCAAGAUGGGUCGCACUUUCCUCUGUGUGCUGGGCUUAUUGUGUCUCAGUUUCCUCCUCUGCUGUGGAAACAAUCCGGGAACAUGGGUUUCCCUGACUGUGUCUCCAUCAUGGCUGAGUCCUGGAGCCUCAGUUAAUCUGAGCUGUAAGGUUGAUCCUCCAUCUACAGGAUGGAGGUUCUACUGGUAUAAAGCUGUUCCUGAUCGAUCACAGGAGGACUACAGAUAUGAGCUGCUGGCUGACAGCAUCAAUGGGACUGUAGAGGACUCCUUCAUCAUUCAUGGACAGAGACACACAGCAGGAUAUGCAUGUAGAGCUGGAAGAGGAAACCAAGAGGAUUUUACUGAUUACAGUGAACCAAAGUUUGUCUGGUCUGCAGAUUCUAAUCCAGCAGCGUCUCUCACUGUGAGUCCUGACAGAGAGGAACAUUCAGCUUUUGAUGAAGUCCAGCUGAUCUGUGAAGGAAGCUCUGCUGAGUGGAGAGUGAGGAGAUUUAUAAACUAUUAUGGUUUAAGUUCAACUAAUUGCUCCUCCUGGGAGACAAUGACUGGAUCUGUUUGCACCUUAAAAUAUGACUGGGAGCCUAAAGCUGUUUACUGGUGUGAGUCUGCAUCAGGAGAGUUCAGCAAUGCCGUCAACAUCACUAAUGCUCAUCCAGCUGUGUCUGUCUCAGUGAGUCCUGACAGAGAGCAACACUUCACCAAUGAGUCUGUAACAGUGAACUGUAGAGGAACCUUUACUCAUUCCAGAGUGUGGGGGGCUGACAACGAUGGUUACCGGUGGUUCAGUCAUCCCUGCCUGGACUGGGAGACAAUGAAUGGAUCCUGUAGCUUUGAACUAGAAAAACCAUAUGAAUCUAGUUUCCAGACAAAAGUGCUCUGGUGUGAGUCUGGAUCAGGAGAGUUCAGCAGCUCAGUCAACAUCACUGCAGUCGAUGGAGAUGUUCUCCUGGUGAGCCCCGUCCAUCCUGUGACUGAGGGAGCUUCUGUUACUCUGAGCUGCAGACUCAGAGGACAAAAUACACUUUCCAAUGUGUUUUUCUAUCACAAUGACAAACUGGUCCAAAAUGACAGCAGAGGGGAGCUGAAGAUCUCUGCAGUGUCUCAGUCAGACGAAGGCUUCUACAAGUGUGAACAUUCAGGAAAAGCUUCACCACAGAGCUGGAUGGCAGUAAAAGCUGGAAGUUCUUCAUUUCAUGUGAUGUGGGUCAUUAGACCAGUGAUUGGAAUCGUUCUGAUAAUUCUGCCUCUGCUGGUGUGUCGGUUCAGACGCUCCAAAGGUAUCAGAGCAGCACAGACUGUCAUCCAGGAUGACCAUCAGCAGCAAGUGUACUCCUCUCUCCUCCAUGGAGAUCUUGGUCUCUAUGAAACAAUCAGAGGGUCUGGAAACUCUGGAAAUGGUCAAGAACAACAGGAUGGUACUAAUGUGACUGCAGGGUCAGACUAACCUGGAACAUUUUUUCUAGAGGGGUCCUGUCUAGACCUAAACAUCUUUGAUCUGGGUUCAAAUCCUUUGGCUCCUCAGAACCUACCAUGACAGUAGUAUCAGCGGCACCAGGAUGAAGUCCAGUCAUCUGAGAGUUUUCCUUCUAUCCAGCAGCUUUUGCCAUUAAGCAUCAAAGACUUUAUUUCACUGUUUUCAGUUGUUGAUUCAGAUUUAGUUUCACAUUCAAAAACAAACAUCCAUCAUGAAUAAACUUAGGAGGAAAUGGAAAAAAAAAUAUGUUGUUAGUUGUAGAAACGUAGUUUCUAUUCUCAAGAAAUGUAUUUCCCCAUGCUUAGCUUUCAUGUUUACAUGAAACUUAAACAUUGUGUGUCUAAUGUUGUUUCUUAGGGGUUAUCAAAUCGGUUUACCCCCACCUUUCUUUGGGACUGUGUCCAGAGCCUGAACAGGGAAAAUAUCUGAACAACUGUUGUUUUAACCAAGAAGUCUGACUGGAGUUUUACUGAUUGAUUCUGCCACAAAACAAGAAAGCCUGGUUGCAUUGAACUUGCAUUCCUAAAAAUUAAAUAAAAUAGGAAAUUUAGGGUUAUUUCUUUUGUAAAUACUGAAAUGCUUCAACAUUAUUGCAGCUACAUCAAUUGUAUUGCAAGCAAAAAGUUUAGCUAUUUUAUCACAUAGGUUAACAUUUUGUCAUUUUAAAGUGAGCGAAAGAUUUUGUUCAAU
Cyprinodon tularosa is the source of this 2428-nucleotide messenger RNA. RefSeq lists its product as uncharacterized. Lineage: Eukaryota; Metazoa; Chordata; Actinopteri; Cyprinodontiformes; Cyprinodontidae. Bases 269 to 1708 code for a protein of 479 amino acids. The transcript has 13 exons. Gene Ontology annotation, molecular function: transmembrane signaling receptor activity. The record is from RefSeq and is a predicted model, not a curated record. Gene Ontology annotation, biological process: cell surface receptor signaling pathway.